CGCUUCUGUUCUCUCUUCGCGUUCUUCUCCUCGUCCUCGUUCUCGUUCGAUCUCUCUCCGCCCUUUCGACCCCGCCUCUCCCCCCACCAAAUCUCACCUCGAGGCCGCUCCUUGGCUCCUCUGCUUCCUUGUUUCCCAUCAAGAUCCGAUCUUGUUCGUUUUUUCUCGUCGGAUCCCCGCCGCCCCGCGUUCAUACACGUGAUUCGUCCAUCAAUGCCACACCUUGAGCUUUAGGAGCUACGCGCGACGACGUUCUUGUCGGAGGGUAGCUCGCAUGAACGGUAUGAGCGCGGCGGAGUGACGGGAGGCCUUCGACUGGAAGCAGACGCGGAGAUGGCGAGCUCGGGGACGGAGGAGGAUGAGGUGUCGGCGGCAGGGCCGGUCCAGGUGGUCGAGGUGAAGAGGAAGCUUCUUUCAGCGUGCAUGACGUGCCCCAUCUGCAAUAAGCUCAUCCGGGACGCUACCACCAUCUCCGAGUGUCUUCAUACGUUUUGCAGAAAGUGCAUAUUUGAGAAACUUGAUGAAGAAGAAACAGAUUGCUGCCCCGUAUGCAAUAUUCAUCUUGGUUUUCUCCCUGUAGAAAAACUUAGGGCUGAUCAUAAUCUGCAAGAUUUGAGAGUGAAGAUUUUUCCUCUAAAGAAACCAAAACAUGGAGCUUUUGAUAGUGCCCCUUCCAUCACAUUGCCUGCUAGAAGAAAAGAAAUUUCUCUUUCUUCAUUGGUGGUGAACACUCCGAGAGUUACUAUACAGAUAGGUCCAUUAGGAAGGCGAAAAAGACCAGUUGGCAACAGGCCCACAUUUCAUGGUAGUGAAUCCUAUAAAAAUGAGGAUGACACUGCGGAUAAGUUUGCAAAAAAAUCAAGUUGGAAUGGAAACUCAACCAAGCAGGCCCUAAACAGAAGACAGGCUGCUUUGCCUUCUGACAAUUCCAACAGUGAUGCUAAUAAAGAUACAGGGAGUGAUGUAACUGCCACACAGGAUAAGGCAGAGCUCUGGAAACCUUUAAAUUGCUUAGUUGAAGCUGCAAACAGAACAAAAUCUUUUAGGUCUGGUCUACAGAAUUCUUUCAUUAAGGCAGAGCAAAACAAGGUUGCUGAUGGUGAAAUAAAUACUAACGAAACCAAGGUUAUGGAGCAUCCUCAUAAGUCUAAAUCUCAGGAUGAGAAGAAUGACAAUGCUGAAAUGGCUUGUAUGACAAUAAAAUCCAGAAGGCUGAAGUCAGUUAACCAGAAAAGGAGAAACCAUAACUCAACUCAAACAGUACAUGAGGUUUCUGAUGCUCUAAGUGACAAGAGAAUAACUCCAUUGUGGUUUUCCCUGGUGGCCUCUUUUGACCAGGCUGGAGGUUCCUCAUUUCCCCAGAUAUCAACUAAUUAUUUGCGGAUAAAGGAUGGUAAUGUACCUGUUUCUUACAUUCAGAAGUACCUUGUCAAUAAGCUUAAUCUUUUCAGUGAAGAUGAGAUCGAAAUAACAUGCCGAAAUGAACCAAUGAUGCCCACAAUGUCCCUGAACAAUGUGGUAGUACAGUGGCUGAAAGGAACACCACCAUCACAAAGGCUUCCAGCAGUUAUCGGUACCUCAGCGAAAGACUUCAUAGUGAUGUUGGGUUAUCGGCCACGCCAAGUUGGAGUGCCAAUUCAAUAAAUGUGUUGACAACACCGACCUUAGCUCAAACCCUCUUCACGGCUCAUGCUGACAUUGCUCAUUUCCAUGAAUUUCCUGUUGUUUAAUUUAUCGUCCUCUUCACUUAAUUGUAGAGUGUGUUACCAGGCCUAAUGCUGAUUCAACUAAUGAUAAUGUAUUCUUAGUGAUAUAAUGGUGGUAUAAAUGUGUUUCUCCCUGAAUUAGAGCUAGUUUCUGUAAAUUAUUAGACUUUAUAAUGAAUUUCUCUC
Molecule: messenger RNA, 1892 nt
Organism: Zingiber officinale
Lineage: Eukaryota; Viridiplantae; Streptophyta; Magnoliopsida; Zingiberales; Zingiberaceae
Product: E3 ubiquitin protein ligase DRIP2-like
Exons: 7
Coding region: 334-1644 (436 amino acids)
Molecular function (GO): ubiquitin-protein transferase activity
Source: RefSeq, a predicted model, not a curated record